AUGGUGCGCGUGCCCGGAUCUUUUGGGGACUCCGGAUUUCACCGUGAGUCCGUAGAAGAUGCGCAAGUGAAGAAAAAACCAGGGGAAGAGGCGUCGUCGGAUAUCGGAUCGACGAAGACGCUGCUGAACAAAACGAGAUCCGCGGAUCGACAGAGUGCUCGGAGGACUUCUGUUGACGGAAUCGAGGGCGAUCUGGGCACAGAUCUAGAAGACAAACCUCAACAUCCUCCCCAGGUCCCUUCGGGGACUCCGGUGGAUCUUGGGGCGAACCGAGAUUCACUAACAAAACAAACUAAGGCGGGAUCCGACCGAUACGCGUUCGCCGACUCGCCGAUCAGGCUCGAUCCGGACUACCUGGACGCGAUCGCGGACAAAGACCAGAUUGUGAGGAAGAAGCUGAGAGCGCCAGGCCUGGACAACGAAGAUCCCAGACCGUCGGCGCUCGACUGGUCCGAGGCUGACCUGGAUCGUCAGUAUCACUUGAAGGAACUGCGAGACUUCUUGCGUCAAGAUUCCGUCAUGGUGAUCUUGCGGCCAGAGCAGAUCGACGACCCGAAGGGCCCGUUCUCGGCCCCCCGAGUGACGGACAAC
Messenger RNA from Phytophthora sojae, 591 nucleotides. RefSeq lists its product as hypothetical. The annotation marks the transcript as partial. Lineage: Eukaryota; Oomycota; Peronosporomycetes; Peronosporales; Peronosporaceae. The transcript has a single exon. The record is from RefSeq and is a predicted model, not a curated record.